Vidua macroura (Pin-tailed whydah) is the source of this 1198-nucleotide messenger RNA. Its product is annotated as serine/threonine-protein kinase PAK 3-like. Gene Ontology annotation, biological process: regulation of axonogenesis; protein phosphorylation; regulation of actin cytoskeleton organization. NCBI's taxonomy places the organism in Eukaryota, Metazoa, Chordata, Aves, Passeriformes, Viduidae. The coding region runs from base 20 to 1198 and encodes 392 amino acids. Gene Ontology annotation, cellular component: cytoplasm. The record is from RefSeq and is a predicted model, not a curated record. The transcript is spliced from 8 exons. Gene Ontology annotation, molecular function: protein serine/threonine kinase activity; ATP binding.
UGUUUCUCUCUUGCCACAGAUGACAGAAGCAGCAGCAGUCUCUGCCCCGGCUCCCUCUGCUCCUGGAGAAGAAGCCAAAGAGGAGCAAAAUGAGCAAGACGACCACAAGCCUGCAGCUGUGGUCACAGCAGAGCCUGAUGCUUCCGAGAGAAUCCUUCCAGAGAAAGAGCAGGAGCAGAUUGUGUUAUCAGAGAUGCCAUGCCGGACUCAGGGAGAGCUGAGAGCCCGAGAGCAGGAAGAGCAGCUCAGGCAGCAGGUGGAAGAGCCACAGGAGAAUGGCCAGAAUAUCAAGGCAGAGCCACAAGCAGAGCUGCCCGAAGCUCAGAGUGCCAUCACAGAAGUGAAGAAGAGGAACCAGGAAGAGACGAGAAGAAUUCAAAAGGAGAUGAAUCUCCAUCAGCAGAGGGGUGAUCAACAAAACCAGGUGACUGAAAGAGUGGCAGUCACUCCACUUGUGAAAGAUCCUCUCUCUUGUAUUUUACAGAACUUGAAGGAACAGCUGGACACAGACUUUCAGAAAGCUCACGCUAAGAUCAUGGCAAGGGAGAAGAGGCAGGAGGAAGAAAUGAAAAUCAUCAGAGAAAAACUUAAUCCCCUCCCUCAGGCUCUACAAAAGCAAGUGGCCAUAAAGAAAAUAAAUCUCCAAGAACUGAGGAAGAAGGAACUAAGAGUCAAUGAACUCAUGCUCAUGAAGCCAAAUAUGAAUUCCAAUCUGGUCAACUAUUUAGACAGCUACCUUGUGGAUGGGCAGCGCUGGCUGGUCAUGGAGUACAUGGACGGAGGCACUCUGAGCGAUGUCAUCAGCGAGACCUACCUGUCUGAAGACGAGAUGGCAGCCAUCAGUCGGGAGUGCCUGCAAGGCCUGGAUUUUCUUCACUCGAACCAUGUGAUCCACCGAGAUGUGAAGAGCAGCAACAUCCUUCUCAGAACCGACGGCUCUGUCAAGCUGGCUGACUCUGGCCCCUUUGCUCAGCUCACCCCUGAGCAGAGUCGACGGAGCUCAGUGGCCAGCACUUCUGGGUGGAUGGCGCCUGAAGUGGUGACAGGUCAACCAUGUGGCCCCAAAGUGGACAUAUGGUCUUUUGGAAUCAUGGGCAUCGAAAUGGCGGAAGGAGAAGUUCCUUACUGGAAUGAAACUCCUGUUUCGCUUCUGUUGCUGAAGGACAAGAAAUUUUCAGUGGAGAGUUUAGACAUGUGA